AUGGCACCGUACGAGAUGCUCUAUGGUAGAAAAUGUCGAACCCCGGUAUGUUGGGGCGAAGUGGGCCCACGUGAGCUUGCCCAUCAAGAUAUAGUACGAGCCACAAACGAAAAGAUUGAUGUGGCACGAGCUCACUUAAAAGCGGCCCAAGACAGGCAAAAAGCGUAUGCCGACAAAAGAAGGAGGCCAAUCGAAUUUCAGGUUGGCGACAAAGUUAUGCUCAAAGUGUCGCCAUGGAAGGGGGUUAUCCGGUUUAGAAAGAAAGGGAAGUUGAGCCCAAGAUUUAUCGGGCCAUUUGCGAUUGUUGAACGAAUUGGAAAAGUAGCUUACCGUCUUGAGCUACCGGAAGAGUUAAGCGGGAUUCAUAGCACUUUUCAUGUGUCACACCUCCGGAAAUGCCUAGCCGAUGAAACGACUUGUGUCCACUACGACGAUAUCGAGGUGGAUGACAGAUUGAACUAUGUGGUAAGACCUAUUGCGAUUUUAGAUCGUAAGGUGAAAACCUUAAGAAACAAAGAGAUUAGCCAAGUGAGGAUCAAAUGGGAACACAAGAAAGGGGCGGAUACCACGUGGGAAUCUGAAGAAGAGAUGCAACGACUAUACCCUACCUUAUUCGGUACGUGA
Messenger RNA from Helianthus annuus (common sunflower), 624 nucleotides. RefSeq lists its product as uncharacterized. NCBI's taxonomy places the organism in Eukaryota, Viridiplantae, Streptophyta, Magnoliopsida, Asterales, Asteraceae. The transcript has a single exon. Bases 1 to 624 code for a protein of 207 amino acids. The record is from RefSeq and is a predicted model, not a curated record.